GACACAAUUGUCUUUGAUCUUCGCUGAUGAAACAAGUUGCAUUAAGCUAGUUUUUACAUGUUCAAAGGCUAGAGUUGUGAAAUUCUCAAGAAGAAAUGAAACCACAAUGUGUAAAACAUAAAUUUAGCAAGUACUGUAGUUCAUGUGAAGAAGCCAUCAGUGUAAAUGAGAGUGAAGGAUUGUGAUGUUUAUGGUAAAUGGUUUGAACUCAGGGUAACAAUGGUUUUUACAGUCUGAUCAUGCAGGAGAGACAAGUUCUGUAAAGGUCAAAAGUAGUCUUGAGGGUUACUCUAACGGUUACAUCUGCUUAGGGUGUUAAGUUUACAGAAUCAAAAGUGUUGUCAGCUCUACACUUAAUUUGAAGGUAGCUGGAACAGUUUUGGUUUGGGUUUAUAUUUCUUGCUUGCAUACAUUGUCAAGUGGUCUCAUAUAAGGUUGAUUCUUUUUCACUUUCUUAUCAUAAGCACAUUGGCUGAAAAACAUUUGUAAAAUUGAAAUUGUUUUCAGGUCAAGGUACAUUUUGUAGAUUUUGGCAACACUGAAGUUAUAAGUCUACGAAGUAUUGUGUUCCUGUCACAUGAUUUUCUCUCACCGGCUCCAUUUGCCCAGCUGUAUUGCCUUGAUGGUGUGGUAGUAACUAGUGAAGAACUUUUAGUAGAGGGAUCAAACAUGCUGUAUAAUCUUAGCAUUGGCAAGCUCCUUACCAUACAAUUGAAGGAACCAAGAAGGGCUCUAGAUGUGGCCUGUGCUGUGGAACUGAGGGAUAAUUCUGAAGUGGGAGUUGGAAAUAUUGCAGAAGAGUUGAUCAAGCAUGGGCUUGUCACUUCUACAUCUGCUGGACAGGAUGGUCCACCCCCAUUAUCUCCAAGAACCUCACUAAGUGAAGCCAUAAGUAAGGAAAUGGAGGAAUUGACCAAAGAAAAUCAGUCAUUGAGAAAUCGUAUCAAAUUGUAUAAAGAGGGUGAAAAAGCUGUUGAUGAAUUACGAAAAUAUUAUUCUGCUCAAGCAGCAAAGCACAAGGAAAACAUGGAACAAGCUGUCAGCCAUAAGGUGUUAGAUUUGGUCAGCAAAGUCCAUGAUCUUAAAGCAAUGAGAGAUGCUACUCCAGCUAAUGGAAAGACUUCUGAGAUGAUCAUGGAAGCAGUAGAUCUGACAAGAAAUGACAGGAUUGAUUUGAAGAGUAUAAAAUCCUUGCAACAGGUUCUGGAGAGUGAGAAGAAUCUUGAAAAAGCACAAGAUAAUCUGCGGCACUGUAAAGACAAGGAAGAAUUGUUGUCAGCUGACUUGAUACCCAAGAGAGAUGAAGCAAAGCAGAUGUUUGUUGAUAGUAUUGAGCUGUUUUGUAAAGAAGUGGACUUGCUACCCCUUCAAGAAAGAGAAAAGCAUUUGCAGAAUGUACUGGGUCAGCUUCAAGACCAAGGAGACAGCUCCAAUACAAAGUGUGACCUAGCUGUAGAAGAGGCAGUUCAAGCUUAUGAGGAUUGGGUGGAGAGAAACCAUCAAGAUAUGGCAGAUGUUAGACAGAAAGUCCACCAUUGUACAAAUGACCUUGUAACAGCAUUGUCCAAUCUACAGUUGGCUCUGGUAGUAUUACAAAAGGACAGUGAAGCUGUCAGUACUUCUGUUGUGUUUGAUGACAUGGAUACAAUGAUGAAUGCUUUGUCUUCAGCAAUACAAGAAGAAAUGGACAAGUCCAAGGUAUCAGAGGAUAAAGAGGCUCAGCAGAUAGUUGAUCGAACAGUAAAAGCACUCAUUAGUGAACUGAGUAAAGAGUUCCAAGAUGUUAGGGAACUGAGGGACAACUUGGUGAUAAAUUACAGAACUCUGCAGGCUGAUAUGGGCAAAUGGCUGGAAACAAAGCCUGAUAUAAAGAAAGCCAUUGAAAUAAAGAGAAUCAUUAAAACCCUUCGUUCAAGAUUGCGCCAUAGGCUGGCAGACAAAAAAGACUUGGAAGAGGGAGAUGAGCCAGAAACUUCCGAAGAACUCCAAAAGGUGGAAAAUGAAAUUUCGGAAAUAUAUUUAAAACUUCACCUAAGUUUUGAGGAUGAAAGUAACUUUUUGGCUGAUGUAGGUAAGGCUACUUCACACCACUUUCCCGAACUCCCAAUUGCUCAUCCUGAACUGGGAAUCUCUGAAUUUCUGGCAUCUAAUGGACUUGUAAAACCAGGAAGAGAGUUAGAACAUUAUCCACACCAUGAUUGUGUGCCAUCUGUUAGUCAUGACAAGUGCUCUGUAGUCAAGACAGAAUUUGCUGGAAGACCUUGUAUAUUGAAGGAGCUUAGUGUUGAUAGAGAAGUAGGGGACAUAGAAAUUCUGAAGAGAAAUGCUGUUAACUUCAGCAGUGUAAAGAACCCUUACCUCAUGCAGCUGGAUGCUUUCUUUGUCAAGGUACAUUGCAAUACAGAGAAUAGUCUUGAUUCAUUACCAUAA
Molecule: messenger RNA, 2430 nt
Organism: Stylophora pistillata
Lineage: Eukaryota; Metazoa; Cnidaria; Anthozoa; Scleractinia; Pocilloporidae
Product: serine/threonine-protein kinase 31-like
Biological process (GO): protein phosphorylation
Molecular function (GO): protein kinase activity; ATP binding
Source: RefSeq, a predicted model, not a curated record